This is a messenger RNA of Poeciliopsis prolifica (blackstripe livebearer), 5099 nucleotides long. It is a transcript of the gene b3gnt9, whose product is annotated as UDP-GlcNAc:betaGal beta-1,3-N-acetylglucosaminyltransferase 9. The transcript has 8 exons. Gene Ontology annotation, cellular component: membrane. The record is from RefSeq and is a predicted model, not a curated record. Gene Ontology annotation, molecular function: hexosyltransferase activity. The coding region runs from base 2038 to 3441 and encodes 467 amino acids. NCBI's taxonomy places the organism in Eukaryota, Metazoa, Chordata, Actinopteri, Cyprinodontiformes, Poeciliidae.
CAGCUCCUAAUUUUUCCUUCAGUUUUAUGUUAUUGCACAGAGCUUAGAAAAUAAAACAAGCACAGUUUGAAUGUAAGGAUCGGAGAUGGCAGGAUUUUUUUUUUCUUCAUUGCAACAGUCAAUCUUAUCAAACAAUUGAAAACAAAACUUAAUCUAUGGAGCAGUUAUUGUGUUCUCUGGUCCCUAACAGGCCCUAAUGAGCUGAAGGAAGAUGAUGCACCAAUAAGGAGGAGAUGUGCAGCAGACCAGCUGAAGCCACGCUCUGGGUUUAUUUCUUGCUGACUUGGCAUCUGGACUUGUUCCGCUGAAAUUUGAACCACAUGGUCGAAGCAAGGAAUGACGAUGCUGCCUUCAAGAACCUGUGAUGUUGACUGUUAUCUCACUCUUUAAAAAAAAAAACUUACAGCACUGACAAACAGUAGAGCUGCUGUUUAGUGAAGAAGAUAUUCUCUCUUUAGUUUCUGCUCAGUGAUUCUCCAUGUCGCCACGCCCCCUGGAAAUAUUAACCGUUUAAUAGUCCAAACGUGUCAUGUUGCGUUCAGACGCAUGAAAAACAAAAUGCGGUCUCUUAUUGGACUGAUUUCCGGAUUUGGGUUCAUUUUGUUGCGCAGAAUUGUUGAGGCAGAACAUUUUUUAGGAUCCGUUCCAUCAAAAUGUUCAACGUCGUUCAAAGCUAAUAUUUCCCUAAUGCACGUGAACGCUUCAUGAGCGCAGCACCAGCUCAGACAGAACCAGAGAUUUCAGGUUCGGUUCUGCAGAAACCUUUGUGUUUGCAGAAUGUCUGAGUCAGACUUUGUGUUUAUGCUUUGAGGAUGUGGAGCAGGAACAGAUGACAUGUUUUCUCUGGUGAGUCUGGAUGUUUUGCGGUUAUUUAACGCAUUAAAAUAUUUGCUUCAUGCGUGAAUUUUCUUCUGCUUUAGGAAAAUCAUAAGUUGUCGAUUAGUAGCUUACCUGCUAUGUUCUUAUUUUUUAUAAUGUAACUCUUUUCCUGGAUUCCCCUUAACAGUUUCAACAAAAACGAUUUUCUGGCGCUGUUCAUUGUUUACAAAGUUGACAGUUAUGUAACUUAUUGCUUUUUAUUCUGUGCUUCUUAUGAACUGCGGAGAAAAGUCUGGCAUUUCCGAUUUUUCUUAACCUUAGUAAAAUUAGUCAAGUUUUUUUUGUAUAGCGAAGUAAACGCUAAACCUCAUCAGUUCAAACCAGAAAAAUGGGAAUUCAGAAUUUAUUUUGCAAUUUGCAUUGCAGGAAAAAAAGUAAAACACGUCUAAAAAUAACUUAAAACAAAGAUGAAAUAUGAGCCAUUUACUGCUCUAUAGAAAAGGCUGAUUGUCUUAAAUCUUGAGGCAAACAAGAGAGAUGUCAACUGAAACACUGGAAAAGAAAUCAUCCAGGAAAACAUUGAAUUCAUCAGGACAAAACAGAGCAAGAUUCAGCUGAACUGCAGAGAUCUGAGUGACUGAGGGGAAAUUCAGGAGUGAGUAAUGACUCUGCACUGGCAAAGAAAUGUUACAUUUGUUUAAAACGAAGGAAAGAGAAGAAAAGCAGCACAUUUCCGCAGUUACUGAUGGUUUUUGGAUUCUUUCAGCAUGUUUGUUCUACUGUUUUUAUUUGAAUGUUCUCACUAUGUAGAUAAAACACAUUUUCAUCCGAUCCAAAAUAAUAAAACGUUUUUUUUUUUUGUUGUAAAAAACCUUUCUUACAUUUUCAGAGCAGUUUAGCUUUUCUUUUCAGGAGAAAUUAAAAUAAUGUUAGAGAAAAGGAAUAGUUGAAGAAAAUAAGAGGUUAUGAUAUAAAAUCUGCCAUUUUUAACUGAUUUUAUACUGAAACAAUAUGGUGCUGCUUUUGGUGGUUUUUUUUAAAGAGUUUUAAAUACAGUGAUGCGGGAGGGUGGAGAGACCUGUGAUGUUUGCAGACUAACAUGGCCGACUCCACACGUCUGUUCUGCUGGAACAAAUCCUCAGUGAUGCAGAAAAAGCAGAGAGAGGAAAACAGGUCAGAGUUCAUCCAGCUGACUAAAGAUGCAGCAGAGCUGAGAAAAUGCUGAGGAAGGUGGUGAUGAUGAGGAGGGUCCUCCAUGUGAAGGGAGAUGUAAUGUGCACACUCGUCCUCCUGGUGGCGCUGUGUGUUCUGCUCUACGCUCGUCAGGUCGUCCUCUCCGCUGGGUGGAGCCGAUCCGUCUGGAAGCUGCAGAUCCACGGAUCCACCAGCUCCAGUCGCUCCCUGCUGGGCUCCAGUUCACAUACUGGGAGGAAGGAGGCGCUGCAGGCCCCAUUACAGCCACACCUGCCUUCCUGUAAACCUCGACUCAGGUCCAAACCUUCCCAGUCCAAAUCCAGCUCUCAGAUCAGAUCCAGGUCACGAAAGAAGAAAGUUAUUCCAACCGUUGCUGCUGGAAAACAGUUACCGACGCUACCGCCGUUUGACUUCGAGACAUAUCUGAGAGAAAAGGACAAAAGGAACUUUAAUCUGCUCAUCGACCAGCCUGAGAAAUGUCGCAUCAGAGAAGAAGAGGAAGGAGGAGGAAGAGGAGGCACUGUUUCUGCUCCCUACAUGCUCAUUGCUGUGAAAUCUACAGCUGCAGAUUUCGACAAGCGGCAGGUUGUGCGUCGGACCUGGGGGAGGGAGGGGACGUUCCACCCGGCCCGGUCCAUUCGCACCGUGUUCCUGCUGGGGAUUCCCAGGAAUCGCUCCUCCCUGCCUCUGUGGGAUCGGCUGCUGGCCUACGAGAGCCAAGCCUUCCAGGACGUCCUGCUCUGGGAUUUCGAGGACACCUUCUUCAACCUGACUCUGAAGGAAACACAUUUUCUGGAAUGGGUUAACAGCAGCUGUCCUCAUGUGAAGUUCAUCUUCAAAGGAGACGCUGACGUCUACGUAAACGUGGAAAACAUCCUGGAGAUGCUCCAAGGCCGAGAGCCGGAGAAGGAUUUGUUCGUGGGGGAUAUUAUUGUGAAUGCAAAACCAAUCCGCCGUCGCACUUCCAAGUACUACGUUCCGGAGUUUGUGUAUGGAGGCGGUCUGUACCCCAGUUAUGCUGGAGGAGGAGGGUUUGUGAUGUCAGGACACACGGCUCGAAGGCUGAGCUCCGCCUGUCAACAGGUGGAGCUGUUCCCGAUUGAUGAUGUUUUUCUAGGAAUGUGCCUCCAGCUGAUCGGCGUCAAACCUUUACGCCAUCAGGGGUUUCGCACCUUCGGGAUUCACCGACCGUCCGCGGCGCCGCACCUCCAGACGUUUGACCCCUGCUUUUACAGGGAGCUCAUGGUUGUUCACAGCCUGGGCGUCCCACAGAUCUGGCUCAUGUGGAGCCUGCUACAUGACCCCAAACUGAGCUGCCACUACAGAACCGGCCAGACGUCCGGACCCUUUAAAUGGAGAGGGAGGGUUGGAGAGAUGGCAGCAGAUGAGGCGGAUUACGACGAGAAGCCAGUGUUUCUCACACAUUAGUUCCUGCCAGGCGGGCAGAGCUGGAGCUGCUGGUAUCGUGCAGCAUUUGAGGACAGUAGGAAACGAUUUCAUCCAACCAAGCUGAUGGUUUACCUGCCAGGAAAUGAAAAGGCAAAGGGGGUAAAUCUCUCCCAGCUGACUCUGCAGUGAAACUCCAGGAAUGCAUUGUGACUGUGACCUUAGGGACCCAUCUGUCCCCAACUGAUUCAUCCACUACCAGAGGGAAAGUCUUUGAUAUGCAGACAGGUUUAUGAAAAGUGAAGGAUUUUUUUUUUGCACAAUUGAAUUUGUAAAGCUGCUGUCACGCUAGCAGCGUUUCAAUUACAAAUGGGUGCAAAACUUUCCCGAUUCUGAUAUCUAAUAAAACAAAACUUCACAAUUAGUUUGUUACAUUAAAUAAGAAAUGCAAUAAAAAAAAAAUCACAUGAAUAAGUUUGUUCACGCAAUAAGUCGUUAAAAAACGUCGUCCCAUCAUCCUCAAACUACUUCCUGUAACCUUUUUCUUCAGGGUUUUUGCCAGUAGUAAUAUUUAGUUGUUGGUCAUGUGAUGACAGGAAAUAGUUUUGUGAAAUAAACCAAUUUUGAUCGGCCAAAGAAAGCACUUCAUCCGAACGUUAAAACGUUUUAGCAAAAGGGUUUUUUUUCUAAUAUUUGACAAUUUUCUAAAUGUCAAAUUGUGUAAAAUGAAAUGACAAAAGUUAAUUUGAUGAAUUGGAAACAUGGCAAUUUUGAAAAAAAAACUUUAGUUUUUCACUAGAUCAAAAGUUGCAAGCUGUGCUGACAUUAGUUUACUUUGAAAAACUGAAAUGAUUUUUUUUGCAUCACACAAGUCACAUGAUCAACAACCAGGCGUCACAAUCGUAGGACAGUCGAAGACGACAGGAGAUAGUUGGAGGAUGGUGAUGCAAAAUUGUGUUUUUCUUUUUCUAUCAGUGGAACAAUGAAGUUUUAUGCACAUUUGUAAUAGAAACACAGCUAUUUUUAUGUAGAAAUGCAUUUUGCAUGUAAAAUUUGAGCACAUUUUGUGAAGCGUUGAGUCUUGUGAUGCUUAUGUAUUUUACUCAUGACGUGUCUUUGCUACUACACUGAAGAAGCAGCUGCACUGGUAAAAUACUAGUAGCAAGAUAUGAAUUGCAACUCUGCAUUUAAAACUGAAUGUUGCAAAAUAUUUCAUGCUAAAGUGUCCAACUCACAGGAAGGCAUCAGAUAACAGAUAUGACAGUGUGUCAGGACGUUUAAAAACAAAAAAGAUCAAAUGUUCACCAGAAAAUGUUCAGUGUUCACUUUUCUGGUGAACAUAGAAGUUCUUUUCUCUAACAUUUUAAAGAUUUCUGAGUUUUUCAAGCAAUUGUUCAACUUUUCAAACUCAGAAAAUGUAUUGUUUUUUGAGACGAAUCUCCAAUUUUCUGAGAUUUUUGGCAGAUAGUUGCUCCCAUUUUGAUGGAAACAUCUGACAAGAACUGCAGUUGUCUGAAAAAACAAAAACAAAAAACAGAAAAACUUUCCAUUUCACAUCCACAUUUUAUUUUUCUGUUUUCAUAUUCUGGUUGUGCAACACAGAAAAUAAACUCUGUCAACAAACAAAGUAGCUUUGUUGAAAAUUUCAACCACCAUCAAAGGAUUUCUGCUGCAGCAAAACCUUCAGUCUCAUGCGUCUC